Molecule: messenger RNA, 1821 nt
Organism: Metarhizium acridum CQMa 102
Lineage: Eukaryota; Fungi; Ascomycota; Sordariomycetes; Hypocreales; Clavicipitaceae
Source: RefSeq, a predicted model, not a curated record
AUGCAAAGCGAUUCGGCAAACCGGACACAGGAUGCUGGUCAGCUCGACGCUCCUCGCCAAACACCAACAUCUUCGUCCACCAACUCCAACUCCAAUCCCAACGAAGCUAGUGAAUUAUCGCCAGCUGCUGUGGAACAAGCCCAACACCAACAUCCCUACCAAUCUGUCCCCUUGCAGCAAACUCUAGCGCAAGCUACGAUGGCAUACCAACAACCGCAGGGCCACCAAGAGGCUUUCGAUUUAGCGCCGAUGAACAACACGUUGCUCGCGAUUAAUUACCGACCACAGCACUCAAAUCAGUAUCUUCAAGGCCAUAGUCAACCAUUUAGCUCAACCACAUCAUCGCCCAUGGCUCAUCAAAUGACCCCCAUGCCACAGUAUGCUGGUGCAGCCAUUCCGAUGCCAAGUCAAGCAUAUUAUGUCCAACAACAGCAAAUCCCUCAAUACUAUCCUCCAAGUCACCUAUCUCAGAUCCAACACUCAAUACCGGUACAGGGACGUCAGAGUAUGGUUUACUACCAGAACCAGAUGUUGAUGAGUCCUGCUCAAACGAGCUUCUACUACCCCCACAAUGGCCAGUAUUCGGGCCAUCCACCAGCAAUGCCUGCAAUGGUACCGGGACUAUUCGUAGAUGGUGUUUCGAAAUCUCAAUCUCGCAGUCCUCCGCACCAGGGGAAUGGUAAUACUGUUGCUGGAAGGCCACACAACCAAGACGCGCCUUCAGCAACGCAGAAUGCAGUUCGGGGUCCUCCAAGAAAACCGCGACAGAGCGGCCACGCUCUUUGGAUCGGUAAUCUACCGCCUCAAACCAACCUAAUGUCUUUGGUUCAUCACGUGUACAAGGUAACACCCGGAAUGGAAUCCUUAUUUCUGAUUUCUAAGAGUAAUUGUGCCUUCGCCAAUUUUAAAGAUGAGCCUACUUGCUCUACGGCACAGGAAAAUCUACACGAUUCCAAAUUCCAGUCUGUCCGACUCGUCAGCCGAUUACGAAAGAGUACAAUCGAGGGUUCCAAAGGUAGCACCGUGCCUACUGGUCCUGCUGUUAAUCCCACGCCAUCUAAAACACAAGGAGGCAGUGAUAUAGAGAGUGUCAAUGAUGACUCGGAGACAAAGACCCCUUCUAUAGAGGGAGAAGUUGUUGCCAAACCCGCUUUACCAGUGCCCAGGCGCGAUAGUAAAGCUCGCCAGUACGAGGACAAAUUCUUCAUCUUAAAGAGCUUGACAACAGAAGACUUGGAUCUAAGUGCCGCGGAUAAUGUUUAUUUAAUAUUCUCAGCUAAUAAAUCAGGCGAAUAUUUCGGAUACGCACGUAUGAUUUCCGAAAUCAACGAAGAUCCUGCCGCUGCAAUCAAAUUCGCACCGAAAGUUGCAUCUACUGCCAAUGUCGAUCUUCCGAUAGCGAUUCCUACAGAUGCUACUGAAUACGCCCCCAGGGGCAAAAUCAUAGAUGAUUCCGCACGAGGCACAAUAUUCUGGGAGGCGGAACGAGACGAUUCUGAAACUGAAUCUGAUAUGGAGAGCGAAAGCACAAGUGACAAUGCCAAUGGCACAAAGGAUGAAACAAAGGCAUGGGGAAAGCCAUUCAAGUUAGAAUGGCUCUCCACCAGUCGCCUUCCCUUUUUCCGAACAAGGGGUUUGCGUAACCCUUGGAAUUCAAACCGAGAAGUCAAAAUUGCUAGAGACGGCACUGAGUUAGAGCCCUCUGUUGGACGAAGGUUGAUUGGCCUGUUCAACCGGGUACAGAAUCCAACCAUUGCUGCAACUCCUGCACGUGCACAAAUGAAUUUUGUGCCUGGAUAUCCGAUGAUGCGGCCAUAUUGA